Molecule: messenger RNA, 560 nt
Organism: Closterium sp. NIES-67
Lineage: Eukaryota; Viridiplantae; Streptophyta; Zygnematophyceae; Desmidiales; Closteriaceae
Source: the annotation of a GenBank genome assembly
AAAGUCCAAUUCCUAUGACACAUGGGAUCAACGGAAAUCUGGGUACCCAAUUACCCUCCUUUGCGCCAAUUACUACUCUAAGAAUACCACGAUGUUCUAUAUGCGGGACACUUCAGAAGCAACAAAACGCUCACCGGUAUUGCAAAGCACUACUACUGGCCCCACAUGGCAGACAACGUCCAGCAAUUUGUCACCUCGUGUACGACAUGUCAACGGAUGAAGAGCAGCAAGCAGAAACAGGCAGGACUGCUACAGCCUCUUCCUCUCCAGAAAAGCCAUGGCAAGUGGUUCGCCUGGAUUUCAUAACCGGGUUACCAACUAUCACAGGCGGUCAUGACGCAAUCCUCGUCGUCAUCGACAAAUUCUCCAAAAUGUGACACUUCAUCUCGACACACACGACAGCAUGCGUACUACUAGAUCCUCAACCGUACCCAUACGAUAUACUACAUACUUCAUACCCAUACUUCGGUACCUUCUCAGUUCCAGCACAUCUCCUCUACUGAACGUACUAGAUCCUACCCCUACUACAUACUCUCAUCAGAGUUCGGUAAUCUUCAUCA